AUGACUCUUAACAGCGAGAACGCUAUGGCUCGGUUCCUUCUGGCCAUCCUAAAACAGAAGAACCUCAAAGACAUCGACUGGAAUCUAGUCGCCUCAGACCCUGUCCUCCUCCAGCCCAUUACGAAUGGCCAUGCUGCAAGGAUGCGCUUCGCUCGGUUCAAGGCCACUGUCACUGGCCAUGAACCACAGAAGAGAACUCGUCCUGCAGACAAGUGCCGGGUAACAAAGUCGAAAAAGACUCAACAGCCCAAGAGAGAAAGUGUGGGCAAGUCAGACUCGGCAGCGAGCCUGCAGUCCUAUGCCCAAGUUCGUCAAAGUCCUAUCAUCAAGCAGGAACAAAACCAACAUGGCUAUCUGGCGCAGUUCUCUCCCGCCUCGACUUGUUCUCCUUACCUGACCGACAACCGAGACGACUUCAACAACCAUCGCUUCCUCACUCCUUGCAGUGAUGACAUGGCUCAAGGGCUUAUCAACCCAGCCUCACUCGAGGACGUGAGGUUGCGUAAUGGGUUUGGUCCCUCGAUGGACUCUGCUCCUGACUUCAUGGCUCAGCCUAUGCCUGAUCCCAUCAUCGUGGAACAGUCGCCCUUCCAUACGUUUGACGCCGCUUACGAUUUGACAUCCUACAAAUCUGCCAUCGGCGACGCCCAGAGCCCCAACGCUCUCGACAUUAGUGGUGCUCCAUCUCUUCCUGAUUGCAACACUGAAUGGAUGAGCCACUUCAACGACACACCUUUUUAA
Molecule: messenger RNA, 741 nt
Organism: Fusarium coffeatum
Lineage: Eukaryota; Fungi; Ascomycota; Sordariomycetes; Hypocreales; Nectriaceae
Exons: 2
Coding region: 1-741 (246 amino acids)
Source: RefSeq, a predicted model, not a curated record